AUGGCACAAACGCUCGAAGCCCGUGAUAUCCAAAAGCUCAUCGACCAGGUCACCCGAGACGGGUACGUCGUGAUCCCGCACGCCUUCUCGGCCAGCCAAGUGUCCCAGGCCAAGGCGGAGCUGGGGCGGCUGUCGGGGACGGCGGAGGCGGGGCCGGCCGGGCAGGCGGGGCGGAACGCGUUCGAGGGCCUGCGCACGCAGCGCAUCUACGCGCUGCUCAACAAGGCGCGCUGCUUCGACCAGUUCGCGCUGCACCCGGCGGUGCUCGCGCUCAACGACCACUUCCUCGACGAGGGGUACCUGCUGAACGCGCUGCACAGCGUCAACAUUGGGCCGGGGGAGGCGGCGCAGAGGCUGCACCACGACGACCAGUACGUGACGGUGCCGAGGCCGCAUCGGCCGUUUGGCGCGCCUUGGACGACUACACCCCGACCAACGGCGGCACCCGGCGCCAGCGUGGUCCCCCGGUCGCACACGUGGGCCGGCGACCGGGUGCCCGCGCGGUCCGAGGCCGUCGCCGUGGCCAUGCCCGCCGGCAGCAUCGUGUACUUUGUCGGGACGCUCUGGCACGGCGGGGGCCGCAACGCCUCGGGCGCGGGCAGGCUGGCGCUGACGGUGCAGUACUGCCAGCCGUGGAUGCGGCCGCUGGAGAACCAGCUGCUGGCCGUCGACUGGGACAAGCUCGACGACGUGCCGCCGCGCCUCGUCGGCAUGAUGGGCUACAAGGUCGGCGCGCCGUUUAUCGGCUACGUCGACGGCCGGAGCCCCCGGACGAGGGUGACGGAGCUGCUGCGGAGGUGGAGGGGGCGGAAUAAGCUGUGA
This is a messenger RNA of Metarhizium robertsii ARSEF 23, 822 nucleotides long. Its product is annotated as phytanoyl-CoA dioxygenase family protein. The transcript has 2 exons. Bases 1 to 822 code for a protein of 273 amino acids. Lineage: Eukaryota; Fungi; Ascomycota; Sordariomycetes; Hypocreales; Clavicipitaceae. The record is from RefSeq and is a predicted model, not a curated record.